Messenger RNA from Haliotis rufescens (red abalone), 3947 nucleotides. Its product is annotated as adaptin ear-binding coat-associated protein 1-like. The transcript is spliced from 7 exons. Gene Ontology annotation, cellular component: membrane; clathrin vesicle coat. Bases 27 to 878 code for a protein of 283 amino acids. The record is from RefSeq and is a predicted model, not a curated record. Lineage: Eukaryota; Metazoa; Mollusca; Gastropoda; Lepetellida; Haliotidae. Gene Ontology annotation, biological process: endocytosis.
UCACUUUCCACAUCAGCGGAUCCAACAUGUCGAAUGCCGAGUAUGAUAGUGUGUUGUGUGUAAAAAAUGAGGUGUUCGUGUACCGAAUACCCCCUAGAACCUCCAACAGAGGAUACAGAGCUGCUGACUGGAAGCUGGAUCAGCCAGAUUGGACCGGCCGACUGAGGGUUGUGGCAAGGGGCAAGACUCUGUCUAUUAAACUGGAAGAUAAAAAUUCAGGUGAACUGUUUGCGGAAUGUCCCGUCGAGACGUACCCGAGCAUUGCCGUGGAGGCAGUCAUGGACUCAAGUCGCUACUUCGUCCUCAUGAUCAAGGAUGAUCAAGGCCGCAGUGCAUUCAUUGGUAUUGGGUUUCAAGACCGCGCAGAUUCCUUUGAUCUCAAUGUCUCACUUCAGGACCACUUCAAAUGGCUGAAGCAAGAAGCAGAGGCUGAGAAGAGUGCAGCUACUUUAGACAGUGGACCUAAACUGGAUCUUGGCUUCAAGGAGGGGCAGACCAUUACACUCAAUAUCGGGUCAAAGAGAGAUGGUGCUGCCAAGGCCAGACCAAGAGCAAAAGCAGGGGGAGCAAUAGGUUUACUCCCUCCGCCACCAGGGGGAGUGAAGUUGCCACCACCAGGUGGCGUCAGUGUACAGGCACCACCUCAGGCUGCACAGCCAGUGGCCCAACCAGUGGACCAACCAGCUAGUGGAACUCAGAAUUUGGACCUGGUGCUGGACAUUGGAGGGGCACCAGCGUUGGCGCCAUUACAACCUGCCCAGCCCACGAAGAAGGCCACACCCGACUUGUGGGGGGACUUCACUAGCGCAGAUUUUGGACAGAGUCAAAACAGUAAUUCCAGCAACGAGGGAGGAGGAGGCCCAUGGGUGCAGUUUUGAUGACAGUAAAGAGUUACUUCCCUUCUCCCAAUCCAUUGUAUAUAUGAAGUGAAUCUACGUUCAUCAGGGAACGUCCACAGCAGUGUAGCGUUCACGUCUAGUGAACAUGUCAUCGUGUCACACACCAUCAUCAACAUAGAUGUACAUAGCGGUUGUACAUUUCACAUUGUUAUUAGCAUCAUCAGUUACAGCAUUUGGCUGGCAGAUUGUGUAGUAUCUUAGUUACUGACCAGGUCAUCAAGGUGUAGUGGUGGUUUUAUUGACAUUUCGUCACACUUUUGUCUGCACAAUUCCCAUUAAUCUGUUACACAAUUGACUGUUUAUAACAUUUUGGUAUAGGUCAUUUUCAUGAGGUAAGGCGUUAACUGACCAUAAAAGUCCAGUUCCCACCCUUCCGAACUAGGCUGGAAUUGGGGUGUUACUAACGGCGUGACGAGUGAGUCUGUGCAUAGUUCAAUCAAAAUCACGCAACGAAGUAGACAUCCAGUUCGUAAACAACAUGCAUUUCAACGUGGAGAUUUCGGUCGACUGCAGGAUUUGCAAAGCAUCUGUACUGUCAUCUUGAUGUCAACAGAUAUAUUCCAAUCUUUUCAUCUUUUUAAUCAAGGUGGUCAAGUGAUUUGAUGCACUUUGUGGGGUAAGGCUUGUUUUAUUACAAUAAAGAUCUUGAUUAUUGAUCAGAUUGUUUUGACUGGGUGCCGCCAUUUUGUUUGAAGCAAAUGCAAGUGAUCUGAGAAGUGGAUCUGAUUGGUCAACAGGAGGAACAUAGAAGGGAAAUAAUUUGUAAUAGCCACUGGUGGCUCUUCGAUCGAGCCUAGAAAUUCAAGCCUUGUUUCACAAGGGUGGGAACUGAACUUUUAAAGUCAGUUAUCUCCCUUGCCUCGGGAGGAUGAGUAUAGGUAUGACUUUGUGGAUUAAUUUCAAGGAUGAGACAUUCAGAUUAGGAUGCAGUUAGGAUUCUAAUGUAGGUUUCAUCGAGGUGUUAAUCAGGAUGUUUGUGAUAGUCUUUCCAUGAGUUGUCAAUGUUGUAACUAUAAAGUUAAUCUGAAACCUGAUCUAUCCUCUCUGGCGUUGAUGUGAGGUGUGUUAGACAGGUGAUGAAAAAACUGUAGUCAAUCCUUACAAGGCUUUUGAACAUGUUGAAAUAAACGUCUGAAUACUUCAGACAUGUCUUUGUAGUCUGAUUUCCUGAGACUUGUCCUCAGUAUUCUAUGUUUUGGAUAAUAUCACCCUUCCAUAUUUAACAAAUUAAUCAGAAUUUUAUGAUAAUUCAAAAUUGACAUGUAUAUUUUCUGACUUUGAUUAAAAAAAAUUAAUCUCAAUUUAACUAAAUUUGACUUCCAUAUUUUCUGAUUAAGUUGAAAUAGAAUGUUAUGAAAUUUCUUUUUGAAUUGGUAAACUUGGACAUAUGUGAAUUUCAGGUGAUCAGAUUUCAUAUUUGACUUCAUAAUGAUCUAUGAAAUAUGAAAAAUAGAAACUGUAGAAUACAAGGAUAUAUAUACAUGUAUACCCCUUAGACUCAGUGUUGUCAGUCUUCAUAUCACCUAGACAUUCACAGGUAAAAUCAGAUCUAGAUUAUCAAGUAUUUGAAGAACUUGUACCGGUUGGAAUAGGACUAUUUACAUUUAUCCAUAGCUCAGCCGAAUUUCUGUGUGAUGCAGGUCCUAGCGUAGCUUUGUACCCAGCUGUAGGAAUAGAGGUUCGUGCUAUUAACCACCGGUUGGUGAUUUAUUUCAAUCUUCUCAGCAGCAUGAAUUACGAUCACCCUGAUUCAUUUAUAUGUAGGCUAUUAUAGUAGGCAUUUAUAUGUAGGCUAUUAUAGUAGGCAUUUAUAUGAACUAUUUCAGGUCUUGAGUCUGUCAGAUUGUGGAAUUUUUAGCAGACAUAUGAACAUGGCAAAUCUGUGUUUAAUACCAUGAGCAACAACACAUCCAUGCCAUCGGGCGAUGAUGGCUCAAAGUCCGUCACUCAAUCCUCAUUUUAGUCCGCUCUGUUGUCGAACAUCAACCUUAGCCUGUCUCACAGUCCCUGAACCAUAUUAUUUCCCUUCCUCUCAGGCCUUUCUGUAAUGCUUAUGCCCUAAAUAAAGUAAGUCUAGAUUUUCUACAUUUUCUGAAUCACCCAUUUCACUUGGCUCCUUUGAAAUAUAAAUGGAGUUAUUUGUUUCUUUCAUGGUUAUAUUUUUUUUAUGGACUAAGCGUUAGUCUGUGACAGCCUGUUCUCCCCUGGUUUCCCACAGCGGAGGUAAUGAAGGAGAAUGCUUUAUGGGCAAUGGUGAUGAGUUUAUUGUCAAGACUGAAAUGUCACAGGAUUCAAAACAAAAUAAAAAUGAAAAUGUGACAAAAUAAAAAUAUUUAUCUUUUCAACAUCUCUUCCUGUAGCAACAUUGUUAUAUUUUGUUGUGCUUGUAUAAUGUUUGUGCUUGUGAUCACUGUGUUUCAGCAGCUUGAUGUAAACACUCCUGUCAUAUAGAUCAGAGGUGUGGCCGGUGGGGUUGCCCUACUCACCCUACUCGCCCUGGGGCCAGUGAGCAGUGUAUUCCGCAUACCGGUGUAUAGGAAUGUGGUUUGCUUCAUGCGUGAGGACAUGUUCAGCAUUAGGUUAUCUGUCACUCUAAGGCAUCUCCCAGAAAUUAAAUUAUUUCUUUUCAAAUGUAAAACCAUGAAACGUGAACUCUCUCCACCUGACAUUCAGGUUUCACAACCCCUUGUAAUUGAGACUUGAAAAGUACAGUAUAUGACCGCAGAUAAGCCGAGGUAUUAAUUUGACCCUUGAAACAUGAAAUGACAGUAGAUAAGCCGAACCAGGAAGUGAAAGGCAAAGACACACAGCGAAGUCGGACUGCAAGACUGUGCCGGUACUUGCAGAUAUUCAAUAAUAUAACAUGACAGGUGUCGUAAUUAUAUUGAAAAAGUCAGUAAGGUAGUUCAGUGUUUGCAAACAGGGUCACUAAAAUUCUUUAUCAUACAUUUAGAUCUGAUUAUAUACUAAAUCAACUUCAACAAAAACUAUUCUAGAAAGCUAUGAGACGGCUGUUGGAAGCUUAAGAAUACACACUGGUCAAGUAAC